AUGGCGGCCCCAGCACCGGACAACGAUGUGCCGUCGUCGGCGGGACAAGAUCCGACACCCACUGGUAGUGCAGCUGUGCCGGAAGUCUCCGCUGGCGGAAAUGAACAUUCUAAAUCUGCCGAUGGAGCGGUCCGGGAGGACACCCAGGCGGGAAGCGCGGUGGCGGAAGGGACGGCAGCUGGGCAAGAUGGCGACUCUCCACACCGCGAGUUCCAUCACCAUCGGACUGUGAGUCGACGGUUGUCCAGUAAACGCGACUCCGCUUCGGCACCCAACGGGGCGGGACACAUGCAUUUGGGGAAGUCGAUUUCUUCCGUGUCUCAGUGCCAUCGAGAAGAGCACGCCCGACUGCUUCCGGUCGGCAGCAGUAUGAGCUUGGCUCCAGGCAUGGGCUAUGAAAAUGUGGAAACCGAGGUCAUUGAUCGCCUGAGUAAGAGCCAUGUUAGCCUUAAGGAGCUGGUCGAGACGGCAAGAAAGACCGACCCCGAAGCGUUCAGGAUGGCCGUCACUUUGACGGAACAAUCCCACCCCACGAGCGGGAAAAAUAGGUUCGCUUCACUUUCCAUUGAGGAACUGGCCAAGGAAUUCGGGUUGAAGGACUUGAACAACGGGCUAACCGAAGAGCAAGUGCAGGAGAACCGGCGGAUUUACGGGCCCAACAUCCUCGAGAAAGACAAGAGCGAACCGGUGUGGAAGAUUUUCAUCCAGCAGUUUCUGAGUCCGGUCGUCCUCCUCUUGCUCAUCGCGUCCAUUGCGUCGCUCGCCCUGCAGGAGUGGGUAGAAGGCGCCGCCAUUCUCAUCAUUGUGACUCUGAACGCUUCUCUCGCCACGUACAUGGAGAAAUCAGCAAGCAACGCGCUCGCAAAGCUGGCGAGCAUGGCGGCGCCAGGGUGCGUCGUGGUUCGCGAAGGGAAAGUCCAAACUGUGGGGGCGGUCGACGUGGUCCCCGGCGACGUCGUCGUGCUGGCCACAGGCAACAGCGUCGCGGCGGACAUGCGGUGCAUUGAGUCUGUGGAGCUGAAGACGAACGAAGCACUUCUCACGGGCGAGAGCGAGGACAUUUCCAAGACGUUGCGCGCCAAAGACUACGACACGCCGUUUGCGACCAACCUGUGCUUUGCUUCGACAAUCGUGACGAACGGAAGUGGACGGGGCCUCGUCUUCGCGACCGGAAUGGAAACACAAGUUGGCCGCAUUGCUCAGCAACUGAAGAAAGCGGGCGAAGGCUCGCGAUUGACCCCGCUGCAGCGAGGCUUGAAUCGCCUCGGAGGCAUGAUUGGGCUGAUCGCCAUUUGCGUCCUGAUCGUCGUCGUCGUUGUCGCCAUUCUGACCGGAUACAAAGAUCCUGCACACCCUGACGCCGACCCUGUCUUCACGAUCGUCCUGGUCGCCGUCGGCUUUGCGGUCUCCUCGAUUCCCGAAGGUUUGCCGAUGGUGGUGACGAUUUGCUUGUCGCUGGGCGCUCGAGACAUGGUGAAGAGAAAGGCGAAUGUGCGCAAACUCCCGGCUGUCGAGACACUGGGCUGCUGCUCCGUCAUCUGCAGUGACAAGACAGGGACGCUGACCGAAGGCAAAAUGACCGCCGUUCGGCUCGUCACUGUGUGCCGACAAGGGAAAGUUGUCAACGCCGACGGCUUCACCAAGAGUUUCGGAUUUUACCCCACAAAGGGCUUUGACCCUAACGGGGGCAUCUUCGACUUGAACAAGCUCGACGAGAAAACAAAGAACAACCUGAUGAUCCAGUACCGGGACGGCGCGUUCCAGGACUACGACGCGAUCUGCCACAACUACGGCAACCCCGCGAACAAAGACCCGACAACGAAACUCGUGCGCUCGGUCAUGCUCUCUGGCUACCUGAACUCGCACGCUACCACCCUCGAACGCGAUCCGGACACGAACCGGUGGCUGGCCAAAGGCAACAUGAGCGAGGGCGCCAUCGUCGUUGGUGCAGCCAAGGCCCGCUUCGGGUCUCCUCUCGCCGGGAAAAGCGAGCGCGCGGGAAUGCACGACGCGAAACUGGACUACCCGCGCGUGGCAGACCUGGAGGUCCCCUUCAACUCGUCUCGAAAAAUGAUGAUGACCGUCCACCAGUUGCCGUCUGCGAACUUCUUCGGCGACAUUUGCUUGAACAGCGACGGAAACAAGUACACCCACUGCGCGAUCGUCAAGGGUGCACCAGAUAGGGUUCUUCAGCACGUCCGGUACACCGUGAGGGAAGGGCUGUCCGGCCCCUCCGUGGAUUGGGAUACCCCGGUGACUCCUGAGGAGAUCCAAAGCGUUGAGGCUGUGAAUCUCGAUCUCUCCCAGCAGGCGCUCCGCGUUCUCGCGCUCACGUUCCGGCCUCUCACUGACGCCGAUGUGGCCGCUCUCAGGAAACAAGAUGGCGCCGAUCUGAGGCUGCGGUUCGCCCUCGGAGAAACCCGAGAGGAACUGUGUCUGCUUGGCGUGAUCGGCUCAGUGGACCCGCCCCGCCCCGGUGUACGCGAAGCCAUCGAACGCUGCGGAGAGGCAGGCAUUCGCGUCAUCAUGAUCACUGGGGACCAACGGCCGACUGCCGUCGCAAUUGCCAAGGACAUUGGACUGCUCACCUCGCACGACGACUCCGAACAGGCGAGCAUCCAGUGCUCAGGACUACACAUCGACGACGACCCCAUGAACGAGCACCUCCCCGAAGCCCAACUCGAUGAAAUCAUCGCCCGAGUGAAGGUCUUCUCGCGGGCGCAACCAGAAGACAAGAUCGCAAUUGUCGAGGCUUUGAAGCGCCAAGGCCACACUGUGGCGAUGACGGGCGACGGCGUGAACGACGCACCCGCUCUGAAGGCGGCCGACAUCGGCGUGGCGAUGGGCAUCGCCGGAACAGAUGUCGCCAAGGGCGCCAGCGAAAUGGUGCUGCUCGAUGACAACUUCGUCACCAUUGUCGCCGCAGUCGAAGAAGGCCGAAAGAUCUACUCGAACAUCCAGAAGUUUGUCUGCUUCCUGCUCGGAACAAACAUCGGCGAAAUCAUCUACUUAACCAUAGCGAUCGCUGCGUCCAUGCCGCUGCCGCUCGAAGCCCUCCAAGUCCUCUUCCUCAACCUCAUGAGUGAUGGAUGCCCCGCCGUGGCGCUCGCCAAGGAACCUUCCGACGACGAAAACAUGAAGAUUCCCCCGCGUCCUCGUAAGCAGCCGAUCAUGACUCGGGACUGGUGGCUGUACGGCAACCUCCCGCACACGGUUUUCGAGGCCGGCUGCGUUCUCAUGUCUCUCGCGCUGGGUCUGUAUCUCUGCACGGGUGUCGUCCAGUUGACCCCCCUGCACGACCAGUGCUCCUACUACACUGCGAUAGACGUUUCCAACAACAAGGAAAUUGACUACCGCUAUUUCUGCCGGUCGUUCGAGUACCGAGUCACGCAGGAUUACACUGGCUGGGUGACGCACAUCGACUUCUGGAACCCUGAAACGCAAACGAUGGAGCAAGUUCUCGGCGCGAUCGCGGGAAAGCACCCAGAUGUCACUGUCCGUACACCCGGGCUCGCGGAGUACAUCACCGAGGCCAUGUCCGACGGCUGUCCGUCAGAUGUCGCCACAGAUCCAAAGACAGGCUUCUGCAUGCCCGCGGCCGGCACGACAGUCUCCUCGAGCUCGGAGACUCCCAAGGGGGCUGCGCCGAGGGACUAUUUCGACGUCUCGGCGCGCGGCGCAAAGAUGGGACGCACAUGCUCCUUCAUCACCGCCGUCUGGUGUGAAAUGCUCAGAGCCUACACGGUUCGCUCCUGGCACUGGUUCUUCCUGGUCUUCAACCGGAACCCGUGGAUGCACCUGGCGUGCAGCAUUUCCGCGACGCUCACCUCGCUGCUCACGAUUGUCCCCGGCAUCCAGAGCGCGUUCUCCACGUGUGCGCUGCCGUGGUACCUUUACCUCUUCGCCAUCGGCUGCGGGUUCGUCAACCUCAUCCUCGACGAGUUGAUUCCCAAGCCGCUGUACCGCUGGAAGAACGCUCGGGAGACGAGAGCGGCUCUGGCUUCCAAAGCGUCGGCUGUCGCCUAA
This is a messenger RNA of Neospora caninum, 4026 nucleotides long. Its product is annotated as putative P-type Ca(2+)-ATPase. The record is from RefSeq and is a predicted model, not a curated record. Lineage: Eukaryota; Apicomplexa; Conoidasida; Eucoccidiorida; Sarcocystidae. Gene Ontology annotation, cellular component: membrane. Gene Ontology annotation, molecular function: transporter activity; ATP hydrolysis activity; ATP binding. Bases 1 to 4026 code for a protein of 1341 amino acids. The transcript is spliced from 14 exons.